Cydia pomonella (codling moth) is the source of this 1382-nucleotide messenger RNA. Its product is annotated as probable palmitoyltransferase ZDHHC24. The coding region runs from base 73 to 891 and encodes 272 amino acids. The transcript has a single exon. Lineage: Eukaryota; Metazoa; Arthropoda; Insecta; Lepidoptera; Tortricidae. Gene Ontology annotation, biological process: protein targeting to membrane; peptidyl-L-cysteine S-palmitoylation. Gene Ontology annotation, cellular component: Golgi apparatus; endoplasmic reticulum. Gene Ontology annotation, molecular function: protein-cysteine S-palmitoyltransferase activity. The record is from RefSeq and is a predicted model, not a curated record.
AAAUUUCAUUGUCAUUGUCAAUUUGAUUACAAACAAUUUACGAGAUUCAAAAUAUGCAAAUCUAAAACUACAAUGGCUCAUAGAACUGAACAAGAUGUGAAAUCCCAGUCGCGGUUAGAAAAAAUCCAAUCCUUCGUGAUAAUAUUUAUAAUUGUGCCUACAUAUUACUUGAUAGGGAUGGUCCUUGGCUUGCCCAAGCUGCUAAAACUAUCCUUCAUAAGUCGCUGCACCUAUUACCUCCACAGCAUCUUCGGAACGUAUUGUUUCAUCAAUGUUGCGGGUAACUUGAUCCUCAGCUUCCUCACCGAUUCCCGUUUAAAAGAUUACCACGGACCAGGUACCUACUGCCAAUACUGUAAACAGAACAGACCAGCGGAAGCAUGGCAUUGUAAAGUGUGCAAUGCUUGCAUUAUUAGGAGAGACCACCAUUGCUGCUUAUUGGCACACUGCAUUGGACGCAAAAAUAUACGUUACUUCAUCUGCAUGCUUGGACACUUAGCGAUCUCUAUGGUUUAUUGCAUGUACUAUAAUUUCUUAGUUAUAUAUUCAGAAUUUGAUGUUACCUCUUUUAUGCAAACUGUGCUUAUAAUUCUUAAACCCUAUUUGAUAAUCAACGUGCCUAAUCCGCCGGAUUUUGAAGGCAUCUUAUUUGUAUUAGUUUGGUUGGUUGAUUUAUUAUGUUUACCUUCAUCGAUGUAUUUUUGUUUUGUUCACAUGAGGAAUGUUGUGCUUGGAGUAACUGCUAAUCAAUAUUUAAAAGGGAAGGCUCCAAGCAAGGCUCGUUUGACGAGUAAAUUGGAGUACGUUUUUGGUACAAGAUGGUAUUUAGCUAUGAUUUGGCCUUUCGUGGAGAGUCCUCUGCCCGAUAAAUAUAGGAUACAGAUAGAUUAGAAAUAUUUUAUGCUUAUAUAAAGUAAAUAUAUUAUAAUUACGAAUGUGUUGUUUUCGUACCACCUAAUACAAUUGAGUCAAGUCCUUAAAUUAUUCCUUAGACAAAUUAAAUCGUUUUUGUGUUAUAUAAUGAUAAUAAAUUGGUUUCAGAUUUUAUAAAGCUUUUUUGAAGAAAAAUAAUUUGUAGAGCUGACUGAAUAACAUUCACAUGUGUAAUAUUCAUACUUCAAUGUUGACAAAAUUUUCUGCAAGUUUCCCUUCCUAGGUACGGUCAAGGAAUUUAAUUUCCUACCCAUUUCGUACCUUGUCACAAUGACAAACAACAUGAAACUCGCUAGGGACCUCAUACUAUUGUCACUGUGACAAGGUACGAAAUGGGUAGGAAAUUAAAUUCUUUGACUGUAGUAAAAUAACAGUUCGAAUAGCCAAUUCACGACCAUCAUGCUUGUGUCAAUUUAGUACUAACAUUAUAGAAAUUGAAGAAGCUGAAC